AUGUCGACCCCGGACCCCCCGCUGGGCGGAACCCCUCGGCCGGGCCCCUCCCCAGGCCCGGGCCCCUCGCCGGGCGCCAUGUUGGGCCCCAGCCCCGGCCCCUCGCCCGGCUCCGCGCACAGCAUGAUGGGACCCAGCCCCGGGCCCCCCAACGCCGGGCACCCACUGCCCCCCCAGGGUCCCGGUGCCUACGCUCAGGACAACAUGCACCAGAUGCACAAGCCCAUGGACUCGAUGCACGAGAAGGGAAUGGCCGAGGACCCCCGGUACGGGCAGAUGAAGGGCAUGGGGAUGCGGCCCGGCGCCCACGCGGGGAUGGGGCCUCCGCCGAGCCCCAUGGACCAGCACUCGCAAGGUUACCCCUCCCCGCUCGGCGGUUCGGAGCACGCCUCCAGCCCGGUGCCGGCCAACGGCCCUUCCUCCGGCCCGCAGCUCCCGUCGGGCCCUGGCAGCGUUCCCAUGGACGGCGCCGACCCGCAGGCCCUGGGGCAGCAGAACCGCGGCCCGACUCCCUUCAACCAGAACCAGCUGCACCAGCUGCGGGCGCAGAUCAUGGCCUACAAGAUGCUGGCGCGCGGGCAGCCGCUGCCAGACCACCUGCAGAUGGCCGUGCAGGGCAAGCGGCCCAUGGGCGCCAUGCAGCAGCAGAUGCCGACUCUACCUCCUCCCUCCGUGUCCGGGGCGGGAGCCGUGCAGGGAGCCGUGCAGGGGCCUGGGCCGGGACCCACGGCCCCCAGCUACAACAGACCUCAUGGUAUAGGAGGCCCAAACAUGCCCCCUCCCGGACCCUCAGGAGUUCCCCCCGGAAUGCCUGGGCAGCCCCCGGGCGGCCCCCCCAAACCCUGGCCCGAAG
Messenger RNA from Lagopus leucura (white-tailed ptarmigan), 853 nucleotides. Its product is annotated as transcription activator BRG1-like. Gene Ontology annotation, biological process: regulation of DNA-templated transcription. Gene Ontology annotation, cellular component: nucleus. The annotation marks the transcript as partial. The record is from RefSeq and is a predicted model, not a curated record. Lineage: Eukaryota; Metazoa; Chordata; Aves; Galliformes; Phasianidae. The transcript is spliced from 4 exons. Gene Ontology annotation, molecular function: ATP binding.